AUGACGAUUAUGGCGGAAAGUCGGCCUGACUUAAUCGAAGGUUGCAGGCUCCCGGUAUUGCUCAGUAAUGGGGAAGAAUGGCACAUGGCAGAGAUUCUUAGCAAGAAGGAAGUUGGAGGAAGGAAUAUAUUUUACAUACAUUAUGAAGACUUUAACAAGAGGCUUGAUGAGUGGGUGUCAGAGGACAGAAUGGACAUUGGUAGAAUGGAACUGCCUCGCAAAGAUACCAAAACCCCAAAGAAAGAAGGAAAAGCUGUGAAUGGGACCACCUCAAGGUCCAGCAGUCCAGACAGAGAGCUGGUUAAUGGCUCCGCCCAGAAACAGAAGGCACUGGUUGCUCGCAAAAGGAAAACAGUCGAGGAAGAUAGUGAGGCUCUUAUCUUGCAGCCUGAUGGCCAGCCAGAGCCACUGCCCAAGAUCCCACGCCAGACAGGCAGUAUGGUGGCUCACCAUGACGACAUUGUCACCAGGAUGAAGAAUAUAGAGAUGAUAGAGUUAGGCAGAUACAGGAUUAAACCUUGGUACUUUUCACCCUACCCUCAGGAAUUGACGAAUGUGAGAAUAGUGUAUAUAUGUGAAUUUUGUCUGAAGUAUCUGAAGAGUGCCAAGUGUUUAGAAAGGCACUUAAUGAAGUGCUUGCUUAGACAUCCCCCCGGAAAUGAAAUUUAUAGGAAGGAUGGAGUCUCAUUUUUUGAAAUAGAUGGCAGGAAAAACAAAACAUAUGCUCAGAAUCUCUGCCUCCUAGCAAAGCUGUUUCUCGACCAUAAGACACUGUACUAUGACACAGAUCCAUUUUUGUUCUAUGUUCUGUGUGAGCAUGAUGAUAAAGGCUAUCAUAUAGUUGGAUAUUUCUCUAAGGAGAAGGAAUCGACAGAGGAUUACAAUGUGGCUUGUAUAUUAACAUUACCCCCUUACCAGAGACGAGGCUAUGGAAAAUUGUUGAUAGAGUUUAGUUAUGAACUGUCUAAAUUUGAAGGGAAGACAGGUUCCCCAGAAAAGCCGUUGUCAGAUUUAGGCCUCUUAUCCUACAGAAGUUACUGGUCACAGACUAUCCUUGACAUCUUACUCAACCUUAAACCCAAUGAAGCUGGAGAGAGACCAAUCAUCACCAUCAAUGAGAUCUCCGAAAUGACCAGCAUCAAGAAGGAAGAUGUGAUUUCCACGCUUCAGCACUUGAAUCUCAUUAAUUACUACAAAGGACAAUAUAUCAUAACCAUGUCAGCAGAUCAAAUUGAGUCCCACUCUAAAGCCAUGGCGAAAAAACUGAUAACGAUAGAUCCUAAGUGCUUACAUUGGCAGCCCAAAGAUUGGAGCAAAAGAGGGAAGUGGUGAAUAGUUACCCCGUUACGGUAGCUUAACAGGUUUUGGAGAAUAUACUGACUGAAUGUGGCGUGAAAAGAGUGACUGAAGUGGAGCUUGAGUGAUUUACAACGGUUAACACAGGUAGAUUUGGAGUGCUAAUACCCUAUCAAGACUUUCAUGUUGUCGUACAUAGUUCUUAAGAAUCUUUUUAAGCAAUAGAAGAAUUUAAAAUACAGUAUAAUUGUCAAUUUAUAGUGUCAGUGAAUAACUACAUUGUACAUGUAUCCUAAAAGAAUUUUAGAGCAAAAUGAAUAUAGGAAUUGUGGGGUGAAAAUUCAUAGUCAGUGUAAUGAUGAAUAUGGGGCCCUUGCCAGCUCAUUCGGUGCCAUUUUCUCUGUAGUUGAUGGGCCUUUGACAAAUGAUGUCGUAUUCAAAUUGAAGUCAGGGCAGUCAGGUAAUUGCCAAAGGAAGAUGGUUUUCUCUGGGUAGAGAGCCUGAUGUCUACCAUCUGUAAACCUGAACGCCAUUGUAAAAGAGACCUAUCCUUGAGUAUGCUGUUAAUCCCAAUGAAAUAAAUGAAUAUGGGUAUAAAAUAUUUGUUGUAAGUCCUGAAUAAUUUAUAACUACUGAAAAUAGAGAACUGGAAAAUAGUGUUAAAUGAUUUCAGGGAAUACUUUAUUGACAUGCUUAAUUAUUUCUGAAAACGAAAUAUACCUAGGUUUCGUGGAUUUCAUUGUCAGAAAUAGUUACGCUUUCAUAUCAGGAACAGGUUGUCCAUCCGUUAUUUAUAUUUCUAUUUGCUGUGGGUUAUGAAUAUGUGGUAAUCCGGUAUUUCAUAGAAUGGUGUUUUUCAUUAGAAGCUAGUUAGUGGCAUACAUCACCAAUAAGGUAACAUCUAUAAAUAAAUUGGCAAAUAGAAAUAGCUAUGUUUAUUGUGAUAUAACUGAUGUCAUUGAUCGCCGUUUAAUAUUUAUUGGUCAUAGCUGUAAAUUUUAUUCACUCAUUGUGAAAUAUUCUUGAGUUCUACAUAAAACACUAAUAAAUAAAUAGUUAAAGAAAGUAUGAUCACUUAACAUUGUCGGAGGAUAUGUCCAAACACAGUGUAUAUUUGAAAAGCACUUUCUGAUAGUCAUUUUUUGCUGUUUUUUCUUAGGAAGCAAGUAGAACUCAUCAGUAGUAGCCUUGAUAAACCUGUGAAAACUGAGGAUGUGCAUAGAUAGGUGUUGAGAAACCUGGGAACUAAGGAUGACGUAUUUCUGACCAAAAUUCAGCUAUAAAUUCAGUGGAUAAAACCUUUGCUUACUUAAGGUGAAAUUUAUGGUUUAGCCUCAUGAAUUGUAUUCAGUGGAAAUGAUCUUGAAAUUAGAACUAUACUCUAAUGAAACAUGGUGUAUUAGAGGGUAAUAUGUGCUAAUAGUAACAUAGGGAUUUAAUGAGAUAAUAUUUUAGCCAACUGCUGAAGUAAACUUCUUUUAUAUAUGUACACAUUAAGAGUGGAGAGACUGGUGAUGAGUGGAUAUUCAGUAACUCACACAUCUGAAGCUUACUCAAGUGAAUUCAUGUAUGUCAGGUACACUGUUGUAUUAUACAAGGUAUACGUGACUUAUUUUGAGUGUGGUAUCAAAGACCAAGUGUGAACAUUACAGUUGUGAAUGAGUGAACAGAUAUGAUAGUUGAAUGAAUGUGGUCAUGCACAGUUAUUUAAUGUAUAUAUUGUGACCAAAUAAAACCUAGU
Messenger RNA from Liolophura sinensis, 3037 nucleotides. RefSeq names its product histone acetyltransferase KAT5-like. The record is from RefSeq and is a predicted model, not a curated record. Gene Ontology annotation, molecular function: histone H4K16 acetyltransferase activity. Gene Ontology annotation, biological process: regulation of DNA-templated transcription; double-strand break repair via homologous recombination. Lineage: Eukaryota; Metazoa; Mollusca; Polyplacophora; Chitonida; Chitonidae. The transcript is spliced from 12 exons. Gene Ontology annotation, cellular component: NuA4 histone acetyltransferase complex. Bases 1 to 1332 code for a protein of 443 amino acids.